Messenger RNA from Colletotrichum godetiae, 514 nucleotides. Its product is annotated as CFEM domain-containing protein. Bases 75 to 347 code for a protein of 90 amino acids. NCBI's taxonomy places the organism in Eukaryota, Fungi, Ascomycota, Sordariomycetes, Glomerellales, Glomerellaceae. The record is from RefSeq and is a predicted model, not a curated record. The transcript has 4 exons.
CUCUCAGAUCAAUACCAAGAUAAACCAACAACUAAGCCCACUUUCACACCGUCUUACACGACCAACCAGUCAACAUGCAGUUCACCACCGUCGCCGUCGCCUUCUUCGCCAGCCUCGUCGCUGCCCAGGACCUUUCUCUCCUCCCCGACUGCGCGCGCCCAUGCUUCGUCGACAACUUCCCCGUCUCAGGCUGCGCUGACCAGACCGACUUUGCCUGCAUCUGCGCUUCCUCCGCGUACAACACCGCCGUGACCAACUGCGUUCUCGGCGCCUGCGAGAUUUCCGACGCUCUCGCCGCUCUCACCUGGUCCCAGAAUACCUGCGCCGCUGCUGGUGUUCCCAUCUAAAGCGUGGAACUGGGUCAAAAUUGACUCUCUGCUCUGGAUUCAAUUCAUGAUUUCAGUCUGACUUUGGAAAAGGAGAGGAGUGAGGGAGAAGUUUUUGGCGUGGAGUGUACAUAUUCAAUCUGUGGACAACAGCUCCAACUAUAUAUACGAUGCAAAAUGGAAAACGA